Lycium barbarum (goji berry) is the source of this 1187-nucleotide messenger RNA. Its product is annotated as bidirectional sugar transporter N3-like. Gene Ontology annotation, molecular function: sugar transmembrane transporter activity. The transcript is spliced from 6 exons. The record is from RefSeq and is a predicted model, not a curated record. The coding region runs from base 73 to 903 and encodes 276 amino acids. Lineage: Eukaryota; Viridiplantae; Streptophyta; Magnoliopsida; Solanales; Solanaceae. Gene Ontology annotation, cellular component: membrane. Gene Ontology annotation, biological process: carbohydrate transport.
UUUACCUAGAGGGUAGCCUUUAGAUUUUACUCCUCUAUCUUCCUAGCUUUGAAAGGGGGAGAAGAAGAACAGAUGGCCAGUGUCUCCCAUAAUCAUCCUUUGAUCUUCACCUUUGGCCUUUUGGGUAACAUAGUCUCCUUCAUGGUGUUUAUUGCCCCAGUACCAACAUUUUAUAGGAUCGUUAAGAAGAAAUCAGCAGAAGGGUUCCAUUCAUUACCAUAUGUUGUUGGCUUAUUUAGCGCAAUGCUUUGGAUUUACUAUGCAAUGGUUAAAACUAAUUUAACCCUUCUCAUCACCAUCAACUCCUUUGGCUGCAUUGCCGAGACUAUUUACGUUGCUAUUUAUUUUACUUAUGCCACAAGAAAAGCAAGGAUGAAAACAUUAGGACUUGUCCUAGUGUUGAAUUUCGGUGCCUUUGGAUUGAUUCUUUUCCUCACUCAAAUUUUAUGCAAAGGACCAAAACGAGCUGAAGUUACUGGAUGGAUUUGCGUGGCCUUUUCUACUAGUGUAUUUGUAGCACCUCUAAGCAUUAUGGGACGGGUAAUACGGACCAAAAGUGUGGAAUUUAUGCCAUUUAACUUGUCAUUAGCUCUUGCACUUAGUGCUGUAAUGUGGUUUUUAUAUGGUUUGCUUUUGAGGGACGUUUAUGUCGCGGUGCCAAACAUAGCGGGAAUGAUACUUGGAGUGCUCCAAAUGGUAUUGUAUGGAAUAUACAGAAACUGCAAAGCAAACGACGUUGUUGUAGAGAAGAAAUUACCCACUGUUGUGAAGGUGGAUCAAGAGCAGCCAACAAAAGUUAAUUCUGAGGCUUAUCCAGUUAAUAUUCCAUCAAUGGCCAGUGAAAAUGGAGAGGCUAAAGAUGGUAAAAAUAUUGAAUAUCCCCAAGUUAACUCUCAAGGGUAAGAGAAUGCAAUUGCAAGACAACAACAUUGGAGGCCCUUUCUGCAAAUGUUGUGUUAGUUCUAUUAAAAACUAGGCCUCAACUCUAUAUCUAUGAGUUAAUACUGUUGCAAUUUUACGUAUGUAUUUUGGGAUUUAGUGAUCCAUUUGCGAGUCUUACUUUCUUCGGCUCCAUCAUCCCUCUAGGAGUUAGAUUUCCGAAUUUAUUUGGAAUGCUCCCACCGAUAUCAUGUAUGGGUUCACACUUUACAUAUAUAUUACAUUAUGUCGUAUAUUUAUUAGUUGUU